CCACAUCGUAUUCGAUAAGCGAUAAUUCUGACGUUCCGAAAGUUUGGAGAUAAUAAGAGGGAAAUAUUUAUAAAGCACAGUCGAUUAUACUUAACUCAGACAUCUGAUUUUUUGACGAGCCAACAAGUUCAAGGCAGAUGUCUCUGAAGCAGUUGGCACUUAUUUUUGUUCUCCUUAUUCUCGACGAAUGCGAGUGCCGAUUCCAGCAGUACCAUAAAAAAUUCAAGAGAAUCCCUCUGGAUGGAGAUCCCGGCGAGCCACUCAUUCUAACUCCACUACUUCGACAAAACAGAGUACAGGAAGCUAGAGAAGAUUCACGAGUUGUAAACGAAAGAUUCUUUAACGUUACGAGUUUUUCGGGUUAUUUCACGGUUGACGAAACAUACGACUCUAACUUAUUCUUCUGGUUUUUCCCUUCGGAGAAUAACUACACUUCCGACCCAGUAGUUUUGUGGCUCCAAGGAGGACCAGGAGCGUCCAGUUUGUUGGCGCUCUUCACAGAAAAUGGACCCUUCAUAGUUAGUACCGAUUAUAGUCUAACCCAACGAUCCUAUUACUGGAGUCAAUACUAUUCGGUUCUCUUUAUUGAUAGUCCCGCUGGUACCGGUUUCAGUUUUACCAACGGUGGUUAUGCCCAGAAUCAAACUAAAGUGGGAGUCGACCUCUACAAUGCGCUACUGCAGUUCUUUCAGCUAUUUCCGGAACUGAAGGGUAACGAUUUUUACGUCUCUGGUGAAUCCUACGCUGGAAAAUAUAUUCCUGCCAUCGCGUACACUAUUUUAAGAAACAACCCCGACGCCGAGCAAGAGAUCAACUUGAAAGGCUUGCUUAUUGGCAAUGGCUUGAGCGACCCCCAACACCAGUUUGAGUAUGGUGACUAUCUCUAUCAGAUAGGUUUGAUCGAUUCAAAUACUAGGGACACCAUGAAGGCUGUAGAAGACUCCAUUAUUCAAUACAUUCGUGAAGGAAACUAUCAGAAGGCGGUAGAUGCUUUCAGCGCGCUAAUUUUAGGCGACGAAAAGGGUAAGGAAACUACGAUUUUCGAAAACGCCACCGGUUUCGAGAGCCACUACAACUACCUGAAACCCAAAGAAGAGUAUGAUUAUUGGGCAGAUUUGGUCCAAAGGUCUGAUCUGCGCUUGGCAAUUCACGUUGGCAAUACGACAUUCGGAGACGACCGGGUGCGUGAAAACCUUGUCCUGGACAUAACCAAGAGCGUGGCGCCUUGGAUCUCAGAGUUGCUGGAUCAUUACAGAGUACUCACCUACAACGGGCAACUUGACAUUAUUGUCGCGUACCCUUUGACGGAGAACUAUUUGAAAUAUUUGAAUUUCAGCGGUGCUGAAGAAUACUCGAAGGCAGCGAGGGUGAUUUGGAAAGUCGACGGAGAAAUAGCAGGGUACUAUAAGAAGGGAGGGAAACUUACAGAGGCGAUAGUUAGGAAUGCGGGACACAUGGUGCCUGGGGAUCAACCGAAAUGGGCCCUGGAUUUAGUCAAGAGAUUUAUAAGUGACACUUUGUGAUGAUUAGCUUUAUUUUUGCAAUAAUAAAUAACGGUUCGUGCUCUUAAGUAUUCUGAAAACGUAUUUGCUUUAUUAUCCCGAAACCACUAGAAACCUUCUGAUCCUUGUCUUUUCUUAUAAUCCUUCUUAAGUACUACAGGCAACUGUUUAAGAAGACAUAGACCGUCGGUAAUAAAAUUAGCUGGCUAACCUGAGUUAUUUGUUUACUAACAGAUUUACGAUUUGGAGUGGCACCAACCACUACGCAUUCUCCUUCUUUGUUUAUUUUUAAAUAUGAAUUAUAUAGUUUUGUACUUUGUAAUAGAUUUCUUAAAAAAAAAACAAAAAGUUUUUAUCAGGAUGUGUAUAAAUUUUAAUUGAAUAGUGUUUUUGUUGCUUAAAAUAUCACUCUUAUUGCCAAAAUCAGCGUAAAUAAUGAUUAAAACAAAACUAUUGAUUUACUUUUUAUCAAAUGUUUCAAGACUUCUCGACAAAAACAAUAUCUGAAAUUUUCUAAAAACUAAUUAAUCCAUUAUUGGCCUACAUUAAAAGUCUUACCUUGUAUUGUUCCUUAUUUUACGUUUUUGUUGGUGUACAUAUCUAAAAAAUUGCACAAAUGCCGAAAUAACUAACAAAAUACGCCAAAAAAAUGGCGACAACAAAUACAAUAAAUUCUCUAAAGGGGUAAGUAAAGGCAGGUAGGUAUAACAUUAAGUUGUCAGGUGUCAGGGUAUCUGAAGCCCGGAACUCCAGCUCCAGCAACCCCUAUGUAAAUCCGUCCCGGCCUCCAGGAUUUAUUUACCUUGCAUGAUUAAUAUCCACUAUAAACUUAUUUCAUUUAAUUUUGGAAGUUUGUAUUUUUAAGUAAUAUAAAUCUACGGAGAGAAAAGCCUACUUUCUUUAAUGCAAAUUAAAUUUAAAAUUUGUUUCCAGAAUAGAAAAAUAAUAUUUCGAAAUGGAACAAUGCACAUUUCGCAGUGCUUCCAAAUCAAGUAGAUUUUGCCAUAGAACCCUAGACAUAAUGAAUUGACUGAACGCGUAACGCUACCCUAGUUGGAGGAGGGUAUGGACAGAUCUGAGGCAAGACUUGGAGGGGGAGCAGGUCUCCAUCGGCUCAUCACGGGGCUGUCCACAGGGUGGGGUCUUGUCCCCCUUCCUGUGGUGCCUAGUGGUACACGAGUUAUUUCAUAUUCUGAGGGAAGAACACUAACAAGAACGGGACAUUGGCAAGAUUCUCGCAAUGGUGCCGGUACAGCAAGUUAGCUGUCAAUCCUGGCAAGGUGGAGAUGGUCAUCUUCGCCAGGAAAAGAAAGCUGGAGCAUAAUCUCAACAUUUCGAUGGAUAUGGUGCCUCUUUCUGCAAGAGGAAGCGUCAAAUACUUAGGGGUAUGGUUGGACUCCAAUUUGACCUUCCAGCUCCAGAUGUGCCGGAGAGCGGUAGGAGGCACUGGUGGCGCCUAUGCUCACGCAUGGGGCAGUGGCAUGGUGGCCGGGGAACAAAAGAGCAGGAGCAAGGUUAGUUCUCGAUAAACUGCAGAGAUUGGCUUGCCUCUGCAUAACGGUCGCAUCGGGUGAGGAUGGAGACGACCAGGACGGCUGUCAGGCUAGCGAGCUGCGGGCUCUGGAGAGAGGGAACCUUCAAUCGGAGCACGUACGACAUUUUAGAGGGCUGGCCCGGGGAUCGCGGUGUCAUGGGCAUGCCGAGUGACGUCAUGAUCCUCGAGAUGACCUACUUUGACAAAUGGACCUUUCUCUUCCCAUCAAGGGAAGAGUGCAGAGAGGGCAGAGUUGACUCCUGGAAUGGACUUGUAUGGUACAUGGACGGGUCCAGAAUGGGAGAUGUGGCCGGACCCGAUGGCGGCCAGAGAGGGGCUUCGGCUCAACCAUGGAAGCAGGAGAGUAUUCUUCAGCUCUGCUAGUAGGGCUGCACUUAUGGCGCUGAAGUCAGUGCCCACGCGCUCCUUGUUGGUAAAGGAAUUCAAAGGGUUACUGAAAAAAGUGGCCGAGGCGAGGAAUGUCACGUUGGUCUGAGUCGCGGGUCAUACCGGGAUCCGGGGCAAUGGGGCAGCUGACACCUUAGCCAGGGAGGGCUCCUCGCAUAGGCAUAUGGGACCAGAGCCCCACUUAGGGAUUGCCCCGUGAGUGAGGUGGAGAGAUCUUGAAGCCUGGGUGAGAGAACGGGCCGCUGUGGGCUGGAGAGCUGCUCCGGGAAUGAGGCAGACGAGGCUUAUGCUAGAUGGGCCCGCCCUCCCUGGGACCAGGGAGCUGCUUAUACUGAGUAGAAGGGAGUGUAGAGCACUAACAGAGGCCUACAAAGGACAUUGCAGGAUUAGGAUUAAUCUUUGCUUGUUAGGUAUUGGAGACGACCCGCAGUGCAGGUGAUGCAUGGAAGGGGAGGAAACUCCGUACCAUCUGCUCACCGAGUGCCCUGCUUUGACAUGGGCAAGAUUUGGAGUCUUCGGAACGGCCCUGAUCGAUCCGGGCUCAGUGCACGGUAUUGGGCUAAAGAAGUUGCUGACCUUCUAUAGGAGGGGCGGCAUUCUGGACACCCCCUAGCGCGGUCUGGGGGCACAACGGGCCCAUGUGAUGGUCUAAGUGCUUGGACGCCCGCGGGGGGCGCCCCACUUUAAUACCAAUACUUAGCUUUUAUUGGAAGAAAAACGGAAAAAUUAGUCGCCACUUUUUAUUUUCAAAAAAAUUGGCUGAUAGAUAUUCGUCUUCCUCAAACAAUUAAUUUAAAGGCAUAUCUUAAACUUUUCAGUAUUGAGUCUUGGCCAAGUUGAUCUAAAAGAAGAGAAGGAAACGAGUAAAAAUGAAAAAAAUGUUUUUUUUUAAUUUUGGCUUUGGACAAACGAUUUUUUGCUCCUUUCCUCGUUUCUCAUAAAUUAAUUUAACUUAUAAUGGAAUUCAGGCAGUGAUGUGGUCACUCUUUGGAGAACAUUAUCAAUCGAACGCACAUAUCAAGCAGUAGAUCAAUAUAGGAUCAUUUUCGAACUGUAAAUGCAAGCUGCUAAGCUGAUGUAAACAGAAAUUCGGAGCAAUCACUUUAGAUUGGUGAUAUAACAAUGAAAUAAAGGACUUCUAUAAUGCAUGCAUCAAGAUAUGUCACAUAGAUUAUCAAUAGCGGAUGGCACUAAACCGCUGACUGAUUAUCUUGGAAGAUUGGAAUUAUAUAAACCUUGUUACUCAGCAACUACAUCUACAACCGAAGCACCUAUACU
Molecule: messenger RNA, 4722 nt
Organism: Cylas formicarius (sweet potato weevil)
Lineage: Eukaryota; Metazoa; Arthropoda; Insecta; Coleoptera; Brentidae
Product: venom serine carboxypeptidase-like
Exons: 2
Coding region: 138-1523 (461 amino acids)
Biological process (GO): proteolysis
Molecular function (GO): serine-type carboxypeptidase activity
Source: RefSeq, a predicted model, not a curated record